UGCCAAGUGCGGAGUGGGAGAGGUCAAAAACCACUUCCGGGAACGCGAGGGAAAGUACGUCAUCAUCGCGCUGCGGCCUGGACUGGAAGGUGAGAGGCACUGAGAAGCCGCAGAGAUGCCGGUUGCAGUUGGACCCUACGGGCAGUCACAGCCGAACUGCUUUGACAGAGUGAAAAUGGGCUUCAUGAUGGGGUUUGCGGUGGGCAUGGCAGCAGGAGCCCUGUUUGGCACAUUUUCGUGUUUGAGAAUCGGGAUGAGAGGACGGGAGCUCAUGGGUGGCGUUGGAAAGACGAUGAUGCAAAGUGGCGGCACUUUUGGAACUUUUAUGGCCAUCGGAAUGGGAAUUCGUUGUUGAUUGCUCGUGUCUUUGAUUUGUUAAUAAAGCUAAUUCUGUACAAUAUGUCCAUAAAGGAUUUCACCUGGUUUAA
Molecule: messenger RNA, 428 nt
Organism: Spea bombifrons (plains spadefoot toad)
Lineage: Eukaryota; Metazoa; Chordata; Amphibia; Anura; Pelobatidae
Gene: ROMO1
Product: reactive oxygen species modulator 1
Exons: 3
Coding region: 116-355 (79 amino acids)
Biological process (GO): protein import into mitochondrial matrix; protein insertion into mitochondrial inner membrane
Cellular component (GO): TIM23 mitochondrial import inner membrane translocase complex
Source: RefSeq, a predicted model, not a curated record